UUUUGUUAGAGUUUAGUUGUGAAUGUGGAAGAGAGGAGGUCGGGAGAAGUGGAUCUGUGGUUCAUGUUUUAUUUUAUAAUACACCAGAAAGCGCAUCGAUUUGGAUUAUUUUCUUUAGGGGGCGGAGAACGUAGAUAUGGGACGAUGAAGAUUUGCAAGUGAUUCUCAGUGGAUUUUUUUUUACAUUAUUUAUUAUUUAUUCUAUUUUUGUUCUGCGGACUCGUUUCUCGUGGGAAAGCUGCCGUUGUCUGGAUCUGGAGAGGAUGGAUCAGGCUGCUGUCCUAAGGAAGUUCAUUCAAGGGGUUCAGGCCAUGCGGAGCAGGGACCAGAGAGGAGAGGAUAACUUCGGCAGUGACUUCAUGAAAUUGCGGAGGUUAUCCACCAAAUACAGAACAGAAAAAAUCUAUCCCACUAAUGUUGGAGAAAGAGAAGAAAAUGUCAAAAAGAACAGAUAUAAAGACAUACUGCCAUUUGACCACAGCAGAGUAAAAGUAACAUUAAAAACCUCCACUCAGGACACGGAUUACAUCAAUGCAAAUUUUAUUAAGGGUAUGCAUGGGCCAGAGGCCUACAUUGCCACCCAGGGACCGCUAGCUAACACCCUCAUAGAUUUCUGGAGGAUGAUCUGGGAAUACAAAGUUGCUGUAAUUGUUAUGGCUUGUCGAGAGUUUGAGAUGGGAAGGAAAAAGUGUGAACGUUACUAUCCCCUGUUUGGUGACGAGCCUUUGUCUUUUGGACCAUUUAAGAUCUCAUGUGAGGCAGAAGAAGCUAGAACAGAUUACUACAUAAGAACUCUUAUAGCCGAGUUUCAGAAUGAAACUCGUAGAAUACACCAAUUUCAUUAUAUCAACUGGCCGGAUCAUGAUGUCCCAUCGUCAUUUGACUCCAUCCUAGACAUGAUCAGUUUUAUGCGAGAGUACCAGGAGCAUGAAGAUGUGCCUAUCUGUGUUCACUGCAGCGCUGGGUGUGGACGAACAGGAGCCAUUUGUGCCAUUGACUACACGUGGAACUUGCUGAAAGCUGGGAAAAUUCCAGAAGACUUCAACAUCUUCCAUCUAAUUCAGGAGAUGAGAACACAGAGGCAUUCGGCUGUACAAACCAAGGAACAGUACGAACUGGUCCAUCGAGCCAUCGCACAGCUCUUCGAGAAGCAGCUGCAGCAGUACGAAAGCCCAGCAAACUCAGAAAUGGCAGAUGGCAUGGAUGAAAUCAGCCCUGAGAAACCUGACAGGAACUCGGAUGAGGAGAAGCUAGACACACCGCCACCCAAACCCCCCCGGAUCCGGAGCUGCCUGGUGGAAGGGGAUGUGAAAGAAGAGAUCCUGCAGCCUCCUGAGCCUCGCCCCGUGCCACCCAUCCUCACCCCCUCUCCCCCUUCGGCCUUCCCCACCGUCACCAACGCAUGGCAGGACAACGACCGUUAUCACCCCAAGCCGGUGCUGCACGUCCUGAGCUCCGCGCCAGCAGCCCCGGACCUCAAUGAGAACUACAACAAGAGCCCAGAGCCCGUCUCCAAGGCCGACAUGGGCCCGGCCCUGCCCGAGCCCCUGGAGAGGAAGCUGGAGCGCAAGUUGAGCAUCGAAAUCAAGAAGGUGCCCCUGCAGGAGGGGCCUAAAAGUUUUGAGGGGAACAGCAUGCUUCACCGAACGCACGCCAUUAAAGCCAAAUCCUUCACCAGCUGUAGCUCUUUCUCGGAAGACUUGCCCCCGGAGUCCUGCGCGGAUUUCGCGGGAGCGCAGGCCGGCACGGGCAGCUCUCAGGGCCAGGCACACUGUGAAGCCCCUCCCCGGCCAAACCACCUGUCACUCAGAGAGAAAGGACAGGCGUCCUGGUCCGCCUCCAGCCCAGAGAGAGGCCCCCCGCCCGCUGGGGCCAAGGCUGACGGGGAGAAGUUCCCCAAGGCCGCUGCACUGACGGCUGGUCACCCGAGGAAGGCCGGCGAGGGGGUGCCGACGACCCCCUCCAGAACUCCCCUCAGCUUCACCAACCCGCUGCACUCGGACAACUCUGACUCCGAGGACUCGGGCAGGGACUCGGGCAGAGCCGUACCAGCCAAAAACAUGCCCAGUGUUUCCACCGCAAGUGCCACCGUUUCAGCUGCCUCCUCGGGAGAGAACGCGCCCGCCAGAAAAGUCACGUCAAUGUCAAUCGCUGGCCAGCGUUCGCCUUCAGAAACAAAUUCUGAUCACAGUGUGGACUCUCCUCCUCCUCCUCCUCUGCCUGAAAGAACCCCCGGGUCGUUUUGUCUGGCCUCUGGUCUGGACGUGACGGCCCCUAGUCCCGUGGCACCAGGGGGCUCUGCGGAGUGGUGCGGCCUCCCCCCGGCCAAGGCCAGAGACCCGCCCCAGACCGGAACGGAUACGAAAACACCAAAGAGUACAGAAAAUGAUAACCCCGGGGAAGGAGAAGACCGGAAGAUGGUCAAUGCUGUAGCAGACGUGAACAACGUGCAGGGAGACACUGUUUCGGAGACUGAGCCCGGACAGAUGGGUUUCAGUAACCGCUGCACUAGACCCAGGGGUCCCAGAGACCCUCCGAAUGAAUGGACAUGAUGACCGCACGCCUCGCAUCCGCCUGUACCCUGGAGUCCUCUCGCCUCCUCCAAGUGCCACUGUAUAUCGAAGACCAGACAAGAUGUUCCUCUCUCUUCACCUCCUUUUUGUACUAACACAAUCUCGAGCAGUGUAGAUCUCGAUAACGCAAUGGUACAUCGCCUGUUGUACAUCUGCUGUUUUGCUGGGGGUUCUCAAUGCUGGUGCUAAAUUUCUCUUUGCUGGGACCAUUAACCUGCCUUAUUCAUUUAGUUAGAAGUAUUACAAAUGGAUUUUUUUUUAAUGCAAAAAGUAAAUUAAAGUUUUUUUUUCUUACUCUGUUACAGUAAUUGUAGACUUGCAUUAUUAUGAUACAGUAAGACAUUUAAUAAUAGGGACAGUGGACUACUGUUUAUGCUAACUUCUUGAUAGCUAUAUAUGCAUUGUUUUACAGUUGUACAGGGCAAGUAGGUAUAUAAUGUGACAAAUUUACUGUCAUUAAAUAUUCUUAUUCACAGAAGAUGUAAGAAGUCUCUGCAUGAUUGGAUACUUUGUGUACCAUUUUUUUUGUAAAUUAUUUGCCCUGCUGUUUUAGAAGAUAUUUCAGGUGUUUUUUUUUGUUAUUGUUAACUGCUGGAGAUGAAGCCGCCAGCUCCCAGGAUAGCAUGGGUUAAAGAUUGUAAUAAUACAUUUUUGUAAAUUGUAUUCAAAAGGUUAUUUUUAUAUGAUAUGCGGUUUUAUUCAUCAGCCAUGUUCUGGUGUACCACUAGCCUUGGAGCCUGUCAAGUGCCUUUGGAAAGUCUGCACCUCUGUUAGUAGCACAGGCACAUCACCACGUUUGUGCAUCUGGGAUCUUUUUUUAAACACUUCCAAAACAGACUUGUUUGUAAGUUGCAGAAAUCUAUCAACCUGUCAGUAAAGCAAAUUUAAGCAACA
Messenger RNA from Lepisosteus oculatus (spotted gar), 3467 nucleotides. RefSeq names its product protein tyrosine phosphatase non-receptor type 12 (gene ptpn12). Gene Ontology annotation, molecular function: non-membrane spanning protein tyrosine phosphatase activity. The record is from RefSeq and is a predicted model, not a curated record. Gene Ontology annotation, biological process: peptidyl-tyrosine dephosphorylation. Lineage: Eukaryota; Metazoa; Chordata; Actinopteri; Semionotiformes; Lepisosteidae. Gene Ontology annotation, cellular component: nucleus; cytoplasm.